Messenger RNA from Thunnus maccoyii (southern bluefin tuna), 2896 nucleotides. RefSeq names its product sorting nexin 24 (gene snx24). The coding region runs from base 168 to 686 and encodes 172 amino acids. NCBI's taxonomy places the organism in Eukaryota, Metazoa, Chordata, Actinopteri, Scombriformes, Scombridae. Gene Ontology annotation, molecular function: phosphatidylinositol phosphate binding. The record is from RefSeq and is a predicted model, not a curated record. The transcript has 7 exons.
UGGUUUGAAUCUAGUGAUUUUUAUCUGGCUGCCAGAGAAACUGGAGUAAACCACCAGCAGUGUGAGUGAGUGAGUGUGUAUGUGUGUGUGUGCGCGCGUGUGUGAGUGCCGUAGGCUCAAUAAUUACUAAAAAAAAAACCCAAAACAUUACGUUACAUUAAGUCAAGAUGCAUCCGGUCAGAGUGUCGAUCCCCUCGUUUCGUUCAGAGAACAACUCGAUCGAGAGAGGAUACACGGUCUUUAAAAUUGACGUGCUGAUGAAUGGCAGACAACAUGCUGUUGAGAAACGCUACAGUGAAUUCCACGCUUUGCAUAAAAUGCUAAAGAAGAGCAUAAAGCCGCCUGAGAUCCCUUCGAAACAUGUAAGAAACUGGGUUCCUAAAGUCCUAGAGCAGAGGAGGCAAGGUCUGGAGCUCUACCUGCAGACUAUAAUUAUGGAAAAUGAGGUUCUUCCAAAAAUAUUCCUGGAUUUCCUGAAUAUCCGCCAUUUUCCGUCAGUGCCAAAAACAGAAAGCUGUGGGUCAUUUGACACAGAAUCAGAGGAAUCGAGUAAACUUUCACAUCAGCCAGUCUUGCUCUUUCUGAGAGACCCCUACCUGCUGCCAUCUGCACACGACGCAUUUUCAAAUGUUGUGAUUGAAGGCGUGGUACAUGGAGUUUUCUACCCAGAUCUUCAGCCAAGGUAGAGCUGCAAUCUGAGGGAACGUCACUACAAACGGAUGCUUCAUAUUUCACACAAUUUUAGGUGUGCUUCUGGAAGGACAUGUGAAGAUACACUGAACCUCAUUCCCCAAAGCAUACAACAAAAAUCCAUUACUUAAAAAUAUAGAAAGAAAGGAUGCCUGCUGGCUCAACAAUAUCACUGAUACCACAGUUUUCCGUUGUCCUUAUACCCAGUAGACCACACAUUACCAUCAAUUGUUAUUAAUGCACCAUAUUUACCCAUAUUUCAAUGAAUUUGCUUAAUUCUCCUGAGAAAAUAGCUUGAGUGAACAAUAUUUUGAAGCAUUAGAAAAUAAUCAAGUAAAGAUGGCAUAAUCAAUAUUAUUUUCAGAAAUUAUAGAGCUUAAUACAUUCUAAUAAAUUAUCUUAACUUGUACUUUCCUUGUUUCUUAGGAAAGUAAUCGGUGAAAUUAACAUUCAGGAUCAACUGGAACUAGAAAUAAGAGGCUGAUCAAAGUGGGGAGAAAUGUUUUUUUGAAAGAGUUUAAUUAAGGACACUCCAGCUCUGGGGUGCCAGGAGGGAAAUGCUGAUGUCAGCUGGAUUGGAGGUUAGUUUGCCAGAGACAGAGGAGCGUUUUUGGCUUGCUAGGACAAAGCGGAGAGCUGGAGCUGCAAACAGGGAGGUGCCACUCCCUUUGUAACACCAGCACUGUGGUUUUUGAAUUUGUUCUGAGCAGCCGCAGGGAGUCAGCUGAGGGUUGUGGCAGGACAACGUGGAUGAAUUUUUAGGGACUGAAGAUUUGCAUACUGGUGGAGGUGACAGAAUGUUUGGGUGGAAAUGAUACAUUGAGUUUUAUAAAUAGGUUGCGGCAGUGAUGUGGACCUCUUUUAUCAGCCGCAGCAGUGCUAGCGAGCUCUGUGUGGAGCUUUUGGAGGAGCAGCUCAGUUUGGUGAUUAACUGGAAGUUUAGUGCAGAAAGCCAAUUUGAAAUUAAACCAGGACAGACAGAAAUAUGUUACACAACCUGCGAGCGCGGAAAGACACGUUUAGUGUCAUCGCAUUGAUAGGAAAUUGAUGUUGAACGAGCAAUUAAAAGAGAGUUAGGGUGAGCUCCUUUUCUCAUUAAUGCCUCUUUGUUUCCUUCACUUGCAUUUUGUCCUCCUUCUAAACUUCCUCUUCAUGUAUGACAUGAGUGAGAGAUGCAAUGAUGAGCCGUAAAGAACAGCCUAUUUGAAUUGAUUGAAAGGUUUGAACUGCACACUACAGGAUAAAGAAAGUCAGUAAAGAAAGGGGGGAAAAGACUUUAGUAAUCAUGAAAUUAAAGCAGAAAUCCCUCUUAUUAUUGUUAACACCAGCCUGUUCCCUUCUACAGUUCAGUAUUGUCUUCAUCUCACACCACUGACUUCACACACAUGCUUGGUAGCUGAAGGUGUGAGUAGAUUUUCACAUUUAGGCUCCAAUUUGUGCAUGAAAAUAAUCUGGAUUGUGUUGGUUUUGUAUGGGAGCAGGAAAAAGGCUUCUGAUAACACUUGUUAGGGCCAGUACGUAACACUAAUACCAGUGAUGUUACAUUUAAUGUUGAAUUUACACUUAUGUUUAUAUAGAAGGCCAGUUUUUCAGUUAUGGUGAUUAGAGGAAUAGUCACUCAUCAUAUAAAGGGAUGCAAAGUGUGUUUAGUUUUACGGAGCACUUGUAAAACGGGAGGCGGUGAUGCAGAAGACUUACAACUAGUCAAAUACUGUGCAAUAUGGAAAAAAAAAUACAAAAUUGUCUUUAUGUUGUUCCUUGUAAAUGAAUGUCUGUGAAGCUACAAACCACCCAUUGUUGUGAACACUCUGUGAAACACGAUGUUGCACGUCACUUUUUUGGACAGUACUUGAUGACACAACAGUUGUCUGACCUACAUUUGGAUUCACCAUCUCUUAAUGUAACUGGACCUCCACUACAGCACAGUGUCAACUGCGUAAUUUGUACAGUGUAAAAUUAAUUCUGAGCAAUUAACUUCCACUAAACAGAUCACAAUUUAUGUUUUAACAAAGUAAAUUAUUUCCUAGAGAUUCAUCUUGUAGAUUUAUAUGUAUUUAUACAGUGUAACAUUGUAAUGUUUGUGCUCUGAUUAUGUGAAAAGUGUCAUUUAUGUGCCAUAAUGUCAACACUGGAAGGCUACUGUAGCACUUCAGGAUGGGCGAUGUGUAAAAAUACUGACACUAAUAAAAUUCAUUAUUUCCACAAA